This is a messenger RNA of Eucalyptus grandis, 513 nucleotides long. RefSeq lists its product as uncharacterized. Lineage: Eukaryota; Viridiplantae; Streptophyta; Magnoliopsida; Myrtales; Myrtaceae. The transcript has a single exon. The record is from RefSeq and is a predicted model, not a curated record. The coding region runs from base 1 to 513 and encodes 170 amino acids.
AUGGAGAUCCUUCAGAGAACCAUCUCCGACAUCGCCUCCGAGCUUAGCAAAGAAGCUGCCUGCGAAGCCAACGGCAAGGCGAGGCCGCUGCCACCGAUCUAUGAGCUGGAGGAUGCAAAGUGCGAGUGUUGCGGGAUGUCCGAGGAGUACAAGUUGGAGUAUGCAAGGCGUGUCCGGGAGAAGUUCUCGGGGAAGAUGGUGUGCAAGCUUUGCGCGGAGGCGGUGCGUGUGGAGAUGGAGAGGAACGGCGGUAGGAACUGGGAGGAGGCGCUCAAUGCGCACAUGAGCGCGUGCAUGUGGUCCAACCGGAUCGGGCGGGCGUACUCGGUGCUCUACCAAGCGGAGGCCAUGAGAGCCAUCUUGAACAAGAGCUCGAGUGGCGGCUGUUCGUGGCCUAAGUCCAUCAACCCUAGAGACAAAGGUGGACCGAAGAAAGCGGCCAUCGCGAGGAGCUUGAGCUGCAUUCUGGCUAUCACGAGAGACACCAACUACUACAGAACGACGGUCAAUUGA